AUGCCGCUCGGCACCGAGCGCCAGCUGCUCUGGACCGAAGUGGAGAUGGACCCCACUGCUUGCAGUCCACCCACGAGUGAUACUACGGCGAAAGCCUGGGAGCCGCUGCGGUACGACCCUGACGAUCCGCCGGAUAAAUGCUACGAGUCCGAGUCGGAUAGCAAUGCGGAGGCGAAGCUUACCUACAUAAUGAAGGGGUCCACGCCCAUGUGGAUUAAGAAAAUUGUGGUUUUCGGACGUACAGACGGCACAGGAGACCAGUUGGGCGGACAAAAUGUCUACGUGGAUGACGGAGCGGGAAACUUUGACGACCUGGGCACGCUGCCGGAAUCCAUUCCGUCAACCGGGGCUCUCUUCAAAGUGGACCGGGCUGCAAAAAAACUGCGGCUUGGUGGCAACAAAGAGAUAAUCAGCCUCUGCGGCAUUGAAAUUUACGCCCAAAACAUUGAAUUCCGGUUCGCGCCCCUUGAGUUGCAGGUGCAGCAGAGCGGGGCGGAUGACAAGAAUGUGUACGACAUUCCCGUUGAGGACCGCAAGCCGCUCGACUACCAGGGGGCUAGUACAGAGUGGAAUGAGAACGCGGCGCUGACCUCUUGCAGAGAAAUCAAGGCUGAUUCGAACGGCGAGUGGUACUACAAAAUCAAACUGCACGCGUUUGAGUACGUCACUCGUGCGCACCUUUUCUCGUGCAAGGACAACGCCAAAGGAGGCCUCACCGUGAAGAAGGUGACUAUGGCGUUCUCAACUGUUACACUCUCAACUGUUGCGCGGAUUUGUGAUGCAAGAAUGGCAAAAAUGAAAGGGGUCACCUUGCGGGUCUUGCGUGACAGGUCUGGCAAAGAUUCCGAGCCUGUUUGGCUCUUCGAGAAUUUGUCAUGCGAAGCAGCUUGAUCGCGUCGAUUCUGAUUCUGAUUUUGCAUUACAAAUCACGUAACAGUUGAGAGCGUAACAGUUGCAAGCGCCAUAGUGACCGUGUUGGAGACAGCGGAGGCGAUAUACGAGCGGGUGGAUCCAGGCAGCGCAGACCCGAAGACGGUGGAACAGUGGGUGGGGGACGUGAGCGCCGACCCCGGACUCGAGAAAGGGGGGACCUGGAUUCCCAUCUAUCGGUUUACGGACGAGGUAGUGUUCCACUUCCUCAAGCCCGGCACGGACAGUCAGGAUUCCGUGUACCUGUGUGGACUCGAGCUGUACUACGGGGUGAAAGACUACAACAUGCAAGAACAGGAGAUCGCCAAGAAGGCCCUGCGGGAUGCCGUGGCAACGGCCGACCAGAGCGCGCAGUCAAUGAAGGAGGAGGCGGCAACCAUCACCGCGAAUAUCGAAUCCCUGCGAGACGAGAUCGAGGGGUUGAAGUCCCAAAGCGCCACCUUCGCAGCAGAGAAACAAGCUCUGAUCGAGGCUAUGCAAAAGGUGCUGGGCCGCGCGGAAGCGAAGUUGACGGCGCAGCAGGAGGCUAUCCUGUGCAAAAGUAUCAUACUCGUAGUAAUUGCAAACAUGCAUUACAAAUUUUGUUCCUAAGCCAAAUCCGCAUUACAAACUUUAUUUCUCACGCUGAGAAAAUUUGUGAUGCAUUUAUACGAGUGCGAUCAUGCUUUUGCAAUGCAUAGAGGCCGAAGUCCACCAAAAAUAUGCAUUUUUGCAAAUAUGUCUGGGUCUCGAAAGUUGCAACUUGUGAUGCUACUUUCGGACUCUAAAAAAAUCUUUACCGAGUCUGUGCUAAGUGGGAAGGGCAUUUGUAGUCAUGCGGAAUAGGCAUGAUCAGGAAGCCGGCUAAAAAUUAUCUGUGAUGCUAAAGCAAAAGCACACAUCACAGACAUAAUAUGGCUCAUGCAAAACGUGCAUGACAAAGUUGCACUCAUCCAGACCCAGACAUAUAAUUUGCAUUUGAUAAAAAACAGGACUACGCCAGACAGACAGAGGAGCAAAAAACCGCGGCCCAACAAUUGGUGGACGCGUAUGACAGUGCACAACUCCCCCUCGUUGUUCUCAUUUCUCAUGCAAAAUCCACAACUCCUGUUGCUUCCUUGUAUCACUAUUAUGCAUGACAAAUUUAUUUGAUACAACAGAUUAUACGAUGAAUUUGUCAUGUACAGGCUCCAGGAUUGCUGGCGUUUGUGUUGCUGUUCAUGCAAAAAUACAAAUGAGGGGGAGGGGGACCACGAGUUGUGCACUGUCAUAACGCGCGCAGCGAAACCAUGAAGGGCCUCAAGGAAGCGGUGGCCGAAGCGGAAACCCAGCUGCAAGGUUUGGAAACGGUCAAGCAGACCGCCCGGGCGCAGCUGGAAGCGAAGAAGGAAGUAUUGAGAGGAAAAAUCCCCCCUCCCUAUAUUGAAAAGGUAUGUUUCCAAAAAUUUGUGUUGCGGAUUUGAGGUCACAAAUCACAUCUGUCUUGCAAGACGACAAGGGCAGAAGCUUUCGCCCCAUUAGGGAAGCGAUUUGUAAUGCUGGCGGGCUUAAAGGCAAGCCGUUUGCCAUGCUGAACUACUAGACCCAUACGCCCCUACCUAGCCUGGGUAUCUGGCCGCAGUGCCUCUCUGCAAUACAAAGCUGAUUUGUGGUCACAAAUCAGCAUCACGACAAAUUUCCGUUUUGAUAUGGGGAGGGGGGAUUUUUCAUUUUGAUAGGAAGCGGAGGUGGACGAGAAGGCGGCUAGCAUGAAGGAGGUGCAGGACGUAUUCUGAGUAAAAACGUCCCCGCCCCAUAGUCAAGUUGGGAAUCUAGCAACACAAAUCUUCAAGUUUUGGGAGCUGUGCAUGACAAGUUCUUUCCCUUUGCAGUGUAGUGCUAGGUGGCAAGGGAAGCCGCAUGACAAAGCUAUUUCCUCAUCCUGUUUUCUGCAUUACAAAUUCCAAAACACGACUGAAAAUGCUUCUCAUGGAGCUGCGCAUUAGAAAUGUUCCUGUCAUUGCGCAUUCGCAUGACAACUCUGGUGUGCUGCAAUUCCUUUAGUAUGACAACUCUGGUGUGGGGACGUUUUUCCUCGGGAUAGGACGCGGCGGCGGUGGAGCGGGCGAAGAUCCUGGAAUUGACCAAGGGCGUCCAGUAUCCUGUGCAAAAGUGUCGUACUCGUAUAGAUGCAAGUCUUGCAUUACAAAUUUUUCUUGUUAAGGUAAAUCUGCAUUACAAAUUUUAUUUCUCAUGCUGAGAAAAUUUGUAAUGCAUUUUAUUUAUACGAGUGCGAUACAAUAUUUUUGCAGUUCAUAUCCAGGACAACGUGGAGGCUGUGGAGGGGAGCCGACCGGCCGUGGCCAUGAUGAAGGAAAAGAUGGCGUCUUAUUGUGAGGAAAAAUCCCCCCUCCCCUUAUCAAAACGGGAUAUUUCUGAAAAUUUGUGAUGCUGAUUUGAGGCCACAAAUCGUCUCUGUAUUGCCAGAAGGCAAAUCCAAAAGCCUGGCCGCGUUCUGCAGGCAAUUUUUAAUGCUGUAUGCACUCCGGAGGAUAUGAGUGCCUGCCUUGCUAAGCGCCUAGGCCAAAACGCCCCCACUCCGGCUUUGUAUCUGUUUGCAGUCCUCUACUGCAAGACAAACCCGAUGUGUGUACACAAAUCCCGCAUCACAGACUUCCAGUUCGAUAUGGGGAGGGGGGAUUUUUCCUUUUGAUACGUCUGCGGGCAAGAAGGAGCUGGAGAUCGCACAGUACCAGCAGGCGGAGCGGGUGCAGCUGCAAAAGGUGCUAUCCUGUGCAAAAGUAAUAUCGUGCUCGUAUAAAUGCAAGUCUUGCAUUACAAAACUUGUUCCCAAGGCGAACCAGCAUGGCAAAUUCCUUUUCUCGUGCUGAGCAAAUUUGUGAUGCAAUUUAUACUAGUACGAUACCUUUGCAAUGCAUAGGUGCAGAGCGCCGACAACUUCGAAGCGCACCGGGACGUGAUGGACCGGCUCCAGGAGCAGCACCUCCGCGGAGUGCAGCAGGAGGAAGAUCUGAUGGACCUUGCCAAGGUCGCGGAAGCGGAGUUUGAGCGCGUAAGGGCCGCGAACCUGGCAAAAAUAAAAGAGAUAAAGCAGACCGGAACGCAGAAGCUGAGUGAGCAGGCGCAGACGAUAUGGGACUGUCAGGAUUGAAAUUAACAAAGUUGAAAUAAUUUGUGAUGCAUAAAAUCUAUACCAGCUGGACCCACAGUUUCCAAUCGGCGCAUGACAAAUUUUCCUGGCCUCUGAAGCAAGUCUGUCAUGCUGUUUAGGGAAAGGUGGUUGCUCCCUGUCAUGCUAGUCAGCAGCCCAAUUCUUGACCCUCACCAGCACUAGAAUCUGCCUCCCUCGCGCCUUCAGCAAUAGAGUCACUUUUUGUAUCGCAUUUUAUGCAUUACAAAUUAUUUCAACUUCGACGAUUUCAAACCUGACGCUUCCAUAGACGACGCAGGAGCUGUACGACGAGCACACCGCCCUGAUGGCGGGCAUCCGGAAGAACGAGACGGAGGAAAAAAUCUAUCAACUGUAAAAAUGUCUGAGUCUGGAAGAAUGCGCGAUUUGUCAUGCUGCUUUUCCAUGACCCAUGAGGUCUGGAAUGCAGGACCUAGCAUGACAGACUCUGUGCAAUCUCUCUCAUGCCUACCCUGCAUGAGAAACUCUCUCCCGACUUGGUCAAAACUGGACGACUUUUGAUAAUCAUACAACACAGAUUUCCAGACAAAACACCAGACAUUUUUACAUUUGAUAAAAUCAAAGUCCGAGCGAUAGAAGUGGAGCUGAAGUCCGCCGCUCACGAGGCGCGGCAGGCCUCCGUGAACGAGCUGCUGCAGAAAAACCUCACCCGCAUCGAAGAGGCGUCGAAACUUAUGCAUUGCAAAAGUAUCGUACUCGUAUAAAUGCAUUACAAAUUUCCUCAGCAUGAGAAAGAAAAUCUGUAAUGCGGAUUUACCUUAAGAAAAAGAUUUGUAAUGCAGGACUUGCAUUUAUACGAGUGCGAUACUUUUGCACAGGAUAAAACUUCGCGAGUUGCAACUGGAGUUGGUGGACACGCUGUAUCAAAAUGAAAAAUCCCCGCACCCCAUACUCAAACUAGAAAUUUGUGAUGCAGAUUUGUGGUCACAAAUCAGCUUUGUCAUGCUAGAAGGGAAAAGAUGCGGACUGUAGUGCUGGUUGGCGUGGGAAAGCCUUGCAUCAUCAGCAUGACAGGGGGAGCUGGAAGUGGGAAACAGCAUGACAAAUUGCCUGCAAACGAGGCCACAGCUGCGUCUCUUGGCCUUCUGGCAUUACAAGUCAAUUUGUGUACUCAAAUACAGCAUCACAAAUUUCGUUUUCGAUAUGGGGAGGGGGGAUUUUCCCUUUUGAUACGCUGCAAAAGGAAAACGACCAGCGGGUGGAAUCCAACGCGCUUGCGAAGGAAGAACAGGUGCACAAGGAAAACACGACCCUCGUAUGCAAUGUAAAUAAUUUCCCGUACAUGUACAAAAUGCAUGACAAAUUUCGCUAACUUGAAGUGUCCGACUUGUCAUGCUAGACUGGGAUUGAAGGCAAGUUUUGUCAUGCAGAGACUGCAUUUGUACGUGUGCGGGAAAUUUACUGUGGAUACCUCGCAAAGCUGCGCACCGAGUUCGACCUGUUGAUGAACUCGAUCCGCGCCAACGAAACGGACACGAAGGUCGCUAUCAAAGUGAAAAAAGCCCCCACCCCAUAUAGAAAAGACAAUUUGUGUUGCUGGAUUUGUGUAUACAAAUGAGGUUUGUAUUGCAGCAAGAGCUUGCCGGCAUAUUCUGAGCCCAUUUGGGUACGCACCCUUGUUUGCGCUAUACAAUGCGCCACAUGGGUGCCGUUUGCCUUGUACGCAAGACAAAGCUGAUUUGUGGUCACAAAUCCGCAUCGUAAGUUUUCUUUUCGAUAUGGGGAGGGGGGAUUUUUCCUUACGAUAGUCGCCGCGCGGAACACGGAGGAACAGCAGAAGGUGAACCUGCAGGCCGAGCGGAAGGCGGAGUUGCAGGCGGAGGAGUCCUAUCCUGUGCAAAAGUAUCGUAUUCGUAUAAAUGCAUUACAAAUUUCCUCAGCAUGGUAAAUAAAAUUUGUAAUGCAGAUUUGCUUUCAGUAAAAAAUUUGUAAUGCAUGAUCGCAAUACGAGUGCGAUACUUUUGCACGGGAUAAGUCCGGCAAGCGGAAAUCCCGGGAGGAAGAGGUGGAGCAGAAGACCCGACUCUAUGGAAGCGUCAGGAUCGAAACCGUCAAAGUUGAAAUAACUUGUAAUGCAUGAAAUACAUGACGCGAAAUACGUGUGUUGCAGAGCAGGCAAGUGAGGCCGAUUGUAAGCCUGUCUGGGGUUUGAGCUCGAGCUGCUAAAGCAGCAUGAGAGAAUCCCUCUUCUUUGCCUCGACAGCAUUACAAACUGGAUUUAGGCACCACCAAAAUUUGUGAUGCGUCACUUAGAAACUGGGCUCUAACUGGCAUCCAAUUGAUGCAUGACAAAUCAUGUCAUAACUUUGUCGAUUUCGAUCCUGACGGUUCCAUAGACUCGCGCAGGAACGGAAAGCGGAGCUGAACCUGGAGAAGGCGGCCAAAGAAAAGGAGCAGCUCGAGGAGGAAGAAGCCAAGGUGAUGCAGCUGAAGAUCGUGAGGGCCGAGCGGCUAUGCAUUGCAAAAGUAUCGUACUCGUAUAAAUGCAUUUACAAAUUUCCUCAGCAUGAGAAAUGAAAUUUGUCAUGCGGAUUUACCUUGAGAAAAAAAUUUGGAAUGCAUGAGUGACUGCAAUUACUACGAGUGCGAUAUUUUUGCACAGGAUAGCGGCAGAUGGAGGACGCGGGCAAGCGGAAAAUGCGGGAAGAGGAAGUGCAUAUCGAUGUGUCAGGAUCGAAAUCGACAAAAUCGAAAAAUUUGUAGAGCAUAAAAUGUAGGGCAGCACUGAAGGCGUGUAUUGGGGAGCAGGCAAAUGAAACCGAUUGCAAGCUGCCUGUUUAGGGGUAUACAAUUCGCUGCCAGAGCCAGAGUAGCAUGACAGGAGCAGUGUUUUUUGCCCAAACAGCAUGACAGACUGGGCUUGGGUGCAGCUCCCGAAAUUUGUCAUGCGCCACUCGGAAGCUGAGGCCUCCAACUGGGAUCGAUUUUGUGCAUCACAAAUUUUUCGACUUUGUCAAAAAUUUCCAUUCUGACACUUCCAUAGUGCAGAACAAAACUUUGUCGAAGAUGCAAAUGACGGCCGAGAUUCAGGUAUCACAAGGAAAAAUCCCCCCACCCCAUAUCAAAAGGAAGUUUCUGAUGCUGGAUUUGCGUGCACAAAUCAGGUUUCUCUUGCAGUAGAGGACUUCAGGCUCCUGCCAAGCCUGAGGAGAGAGGUUUUGGCCUAGGCGCUUAGCAUGAGAAACGUCUAUGCUGUAGGCCCAACAGCAUCACAAACCGCCUGCAUGAUGCGGCAGAGCCUGUGGCGUCGUCUUCUUGCAAGACAGGCAUGAUUUGUGGUAUCAAAUCAGCAAGACAAAUUUUUGGAAACGUACCUUUUCGAUAUGGGGAGGGGGGAUCUUUCCUCUCGAUAUCAGGCGGAGUCCGCCAGCAAGCGCGCCUUCCGCGAUGAGGAGAUCAAAAACAAAACCCUUUAUCCAGGAAAAAACACCCAUCCCCAUCCAUUUUGUGCAUGACAGAUAGUGGAGUUUGUGCAUGUUUUGCAUGACAAAUUGGAUGGGGAUGGGUGUUUUUUUCUGGAUACCCUUGCGAUUGCCAUGAUGAAGGCAGAGGUGCGGAUGGAGGGCUCCCAGAAGGCAAAAGAGCGCGACGCGUAUCAAAUGCAAAUAUCUCUGGGUCUGGAAGAUUCCGAGGUUUGUCAUGCUGGUCCGGCAUGACCGUUAACUCUGUAUUGCGUGGCCACAAACAGGCAGCUCUCUCGCUUGUCAUGCAAAAACGCAGUUCUUCAUCCGGAAUACGCAGAACAGAAGCACGAAAAAACUUGUCAUGCUUGGCGACGCAUCUUCACAGUGCAUUCGUCAUUGACUGACUUGCUUUACAAGUUUCCAGACUCAAACAUAUUUGAUGCAGUGCAUACCGCGGAAACGCAGAACAAAACGCUGAUGACCGCCAUGCGGAAGGGCGAAGUGCGGAUGGAGGAGUCGCAGAAGGCCAAGGAGCGCGACGUGGAGACGCAAAACAAGACGAUCGCGACGGCGCAGCGCCGGUCCGAGGUGCAGGUGGAAGCGGCGCAGAAGGUAUCAACUGCAAAAAUAUCUGGGUCUGGAAGAUUGCCAGGUUUGUCAUGCAUAUUUUGAAUGAUCCACGAUGUCUGUGAUGCAUGCUCUAGCAUCACAGAUCUUUAGAGGACUUUGUGAUGCCUCUACCGCAUGAGAAAUGCCCUUUCCUUCCCGCGUAGCACAAAGAAACUGGAGUCCUCUUGCUGGUCAUGCAAUACAAUUUUUUUUUCAAUCCAGAGACCACAGCAUUACAAGUUUCGAAUCUUCCAGACCCAGUAGACAUUUUUGCAAUCCAUAGAAGGCUAUGAACUGCAAAAGUAUCGUACUCGUAUAAAUGCAUGACAAAUUCUCUCAGCAUGAGAAAUAAAAUUUGUAAUGCUGAUUUACCUAAAAAAAAGAAUUUGUAAUGCAAGACUUGCAUUUAUACGAGUACGAUACUUUUGCACAGGAUAAAGGCCAAGCAGCGCAGCGUGGAAACGUCCAACAAAACGGCGGCCGUUAUGGCGUUCUCAAACGUUACCUUCUCAACUGUUACAUGAAUUUGUCAUGCAGAACUACCAUCAAGAUCCACACGAGCAAGCUGCUUCGAAUGAGAAAUUUUCGACAGGCUAAACAGCACCGACAUGAUCUGUGCGGAAUUUGUAAUGCUAGAGGUGCAACUUGCCCCCUUUGACUUUUGCGAUUCUGGCAUUACAAAUUCGUGUAACACGACCAGCUGAGAACGACACAGUUGAGAAUCCCAUAGCCGUGGCCGAGCGGCGCGCCGAGGUGCAGGGCGAGGAAUCGCUGAAGGAAACGGAGCGCGACGCGGAAGUGCAAGACAAAACGGUGGCCAAGGCCGAGCGGCGCGCCGAGGUGCAGGGCGAGGAAUCGCUGAAGAAAAAGGAGCGCGACGAGGAAGUGUACGAGAAGACGCAGGCGAAGGUAUCAAAGUAGAAAAAGCCCCCUUCCCAUAUCGGAAACAAAAUUUGUCAUGCUGUAAUAUUUGAGUACAGGAGAAAUCAAAUCGACCUGUAUUGCUAGCAGGCAAAGAGGCGCAGCUGUGGCCUCGUUUUCACCAGGCCAUUUGUCGUGCUGUUUCCCAUUUCCAGCUGCCUCCUAUCAUGCUGAAGAUGUGGUUGCAAGGCUUUCCCUCGCAACCCAGCACUACAGUCCGCAUCUUUAUUUCCCUGCUAGCAUGACAAAGCUGAUUUGUGGCCAGAAAUCUGCAUCACAGACGUCCGAUUUGAUAUGGGGAGGGGGGAUUUUUCGUCUUGAUAGAAGGCCGAGCACAAGGCCAUGAUUGCGGCCGAGGAGGUCGGGAAGGAGAAGCAGAAGUUGUACGAAGAGAUGCAGAAGGCCGAGGCGUAUCCUGUGCAAAAGUCUCGUGCUCGUAUUGAUGCAAUCAUGCCUUAGCCUUACAGAUUUUCCCUUACAAAUUUUCUUGUUAAGUCAAAAAAUCCGCAUUACAAAUUUUAUUUCUCAUGCUAAGGAACAAAAACAAAGUUGUAGUGCAUUUAUACGACGAGUGCGAUACUUUUGCAAUGCAUAAGGCGAUCCGACAGCGGCGGGCGGAGGAGCAGGUGGAAGUGGCCGCCGAGCGCAAGCUGCGGGCCGAGGAAGUGCAGAACAAAACGGCGGCGGCCGUGCAGCGCAAAGCCGAGGUGCGCACCGAGGAGUCUGCGGCGGACAAGCUGCGGGCGGAGGAGGUGGCCCAGAAGGCGGUGAAGGCCGGUAUAACUUGCUCAAGCGUUACAAUCUCAAACGUUACAAUAGAAUCUGAUGAGCCUGUGUUGCAUGAUGAGCAUGACAGACUCGCAGAGCGUUCCACUUUGUGCAAUACAAAUUUCGCCAGUUUGUAAUGGUGUUUGGGGCUCCGGAACUUGUCAUGCGCAAUCCUAUGAGAGUUGGCUAGGUCAUGCACUCUUGCAUCACAGAUUUCCAUACUCUGUUGUAACGUUUGAGAUUGUAACACCUGAGCGGGUUAUAGCCGGCGAAGCCAAGGCCGAGGUGUUGGCGGCCGAGGCCGCGGCGCGCAAGACGCGGGCCGAGGUAUCAAAUGUAAAAAUGUCUGGGUCUGGAAGGUUGGAACUUGUGAUGUUAACUUUGGAUUCUAAAAAAAUUGUAUUGCGUGACCAGCCAGAGAAGUCUAGUUUGUGCUACUCAGGGAGGGCAUUUGUCCUGCGGAGUAGGCAUCAGGAAGCCCUCUAAAAAUCUGUGAUGCUAGGUCGUGCAUGACAGACAUCCUGGGUCAUGCAAAAUAUGCAUGACAAACCCGGCAACAUUCCAGACCCAGACAUUUUUACAGUUGAGACGAGGAGGUGCAGAACAAAACCAUCACGGCGGGGCAGGCCAAGGCGGAGGCGCUGGUGGAGGAAGCUGCCAAACGAAAGCUGCGGGCCGAGGAGGUGCGCAACAAAACCAUCGCCGCGUCCGAAUUCAAAGCGGAGCUCGCCGUCGAGGAGUCGGCAAAGGAGAAAUGGAAGGGGGGCGAAGAAGAGGAAAAAAUUCGCCUCCAAACCAUUCGUAUUGACUGUAAAAAUGUCUGGGUCUGGAAGAAUCCAACUUGUCAUGCUGAUUUUGGAUUCGAAAAAAAUCUGUAUUGCAUGAGCAGCAAAGAGAGUCCAGGUUUUGCUACACGGAAAGAGCAUUUGUCAUGCGGUAUAGGCAUCCGGAAGCCCUCACAAAAUCUGUGAUGCUAGGGCAUGCAUCACAGACAUCAGGAGUCAUGCAAAACGUGCAUGACAAACCUGGCAAUCUUCCAGACCCAGACACUUUUACAUUUGAUAAUUCGCGAGGCGGAAUUCGCGGCGGAGGAAGCACAGAAACAGGCCACCCGGGUAUCAAAAGGAAAAAUCCUCCCUCCCCAUACUGAAGAGGUAUGUUUCUAAGAAUUUGCGAUGCUGAUUUGUGACCAGAAAUCCUGUCUCUCUUGCAAGAGGGCAAACUCAGAGACUCCGCCACGGUAUGCAGGCGAUUUGUAAUGCUGCAAGGCCGAUAGGGCAGACGUCUGCCAUGCUAGGCCCCUCCACUAAGAGGCCCCCCCUUAGGCUUACGAUCUGCGUGCAGUCCUUUACUGCAAGACAAACGUGAUUUGUGUACUGAAAUACAGCAACACAGAUUUCCGUUUUGAUAUGGGGAGGGGGGAUUUUUCUUCUUGAUACCGGGCGGAGGAGAUGGCCAACAAGACCAUCGUAUCAAAUGUAAAAAUGUCUGGGUCUGGAAACUUGUGAUGCUGAGUGGCGUAGCAUGAGGAGGCCACAAGUGCUGGCUCAGCAUGACAAACUUCUGAGCUUGUAGGUGUUGCCUAUUCUGCAUGACAAAUUGCGUCUCCGUAUGACAGAAAAAUGCGGCUCUUGGGCAACGUGCAUGACAGACUUAAGAGUCAUGCUAGACAAGCAUGACAAACAUGCAUUCUUCCAGACCCAGACAUUUUUACAGUUGAUACAUCGCGUUUGAAGAGCGCAAGGCCGAGCUGCAGAGCGAGGAGGCCGGGAAACUGAAGACCCAGGUGGAGGAGGCGCGCAACAAAACCAUCAUGGCCCAGGAACGGGAAGCCGAGCUGCAAACCGAGGAGGCGGGCAAAGAGCGCACGCGCGCGGAGGAGGUUGAGAAGAAGACCAUCAUUGCCAUGGCCCGCAAGGCGGAGCUGCGCGUGGAGGAGUCUGCGAAAAUGAAAACGCGGUCCGAAGAAGCCCAGGAGAAGUCCGUGCUGGCGGUAUUGUGAGGAAAAAUCACCCCUUCCCAUAUCGAAAAGGCGCGCUUUUCAAAAUUUGUGAUGCUGAUUUGUGACCACAAAUCCAGUCUGUCUUGCAAAGAGCAAAGCCAGGGCAGCUUCCGCUGCAUUUCGCAGGCGAUUUGUAAUGCUGAUACGCUACUAGGUUCAGACGUCUGCCGUGCUAAGUGCCUACCCCAAGGAGCCACCCCUUCGCGUGCUUUGUAUUUGUCUACAGUCCUCUACCUCAAGACAAAUCCGAUUUGUGUACACAAAUCCUGCGUCGCAGAUCUCCAUUUCGAUAUGGGGAGGGGGGGACUUUUCCUUUUGAUAGGCGGCGGAGCGCCGCGCGGAGUUGCAGGCCGAGGAGGCCGGGAAAAACAAGACCAAGUACGGCGUUCUCAAACGUUACAUUCUCAACUGUUACAUGAAUUUGUGAUGCAAGAACCGCAACAGUGAAAGGGGCAAUCGUGCAGCCCAUGCAUCACAAAUCCGGCACAGAUUUAGCUGCUGUUUAGCCCUUCGGGGAUUUGUCAUGCGAGGUUGCUUGAUUGUCUGGUGGCUCAUGGUAGUUUUGCAUGACAAAUCAUGUAACAGCUGAGAGCGUGACGUUUGAGAAUCCCAUACCAAGCUGGAAGAGGUUUUGGGUAAGGCCCUGAAGAUGAAGCAAAACAAGGCGGAGCUCGCGGCCGAGGACAUGGGCAAGCGGCGCACGCUGCUAGAGGAGCAGCACAACAAGACCCUUUCGAUCACCGAGCGCAAGGCCGAGGUGAACACGGAACAGGACAACAAGCGCCGCACGCGCGCCGAGGAGGUGAGCAACAAGACGCUGGAGGACACCGUGCGGCGGGCCGAGCUGCAGAUGGAGGAGAUGACCAAGGCGCGAACGCGCGCGGAGGAGGUCCAGAACAAGACAAUCAGUGGCACAGAGCGCAAAGCCGAGCUGCACGCCGAGGAGUCUGGGAAAUCGAAAACCCGCACCGAAGAAGAGGCGGACAAGGCCGACGCCAACGGCGAGCGGAUCAACGAGCUUCAGCAGGAGCGCAUGAAGAAGGAGCUGGCCGCCGGCGCGCGGCAGCAGGAGCUGGCGGCGCAGGCGCAGCGCGAGGCCAUGGACGAAAACCUGGAAAAGCGGGUGGUGCGGCGAUCGCAGAGCCAGAUGGCCGAAUUCAACAAGACGCGGGCGGAGAACCUGGAAAAGCGGAACGACGCGUAUGACACCCUCAGAAUGGAAAUCCUCCAAGUGGAAAUAAUUUGUGAUGCAUGAUGAAAUGCGGCACCAAAAAGACUGUAUUGCAGAGAACGCAAUGGAGGCCGACAAGUGUGCUUGUACGGGUUCAGAAUUGGGCUGCUGAUUAGCAUGGGAGAAGGGCACCCCUUUGCCUAACUAGCAUGACAGACACGCUUUGAGUGCCCGGGAAAUUUGUCAUGCGCCGACUAUAAAUGGUGCUCCAAGUGGAGUCGUUUUUUUGCAUUACAAAUUAUUUUCACUUUGAGGAUUUCCAACCUGAGGCUUUCAUAACGCGCUGGACCGGGCCACCGCGGCCCGUUUGCAAGAGGAGGCGGCCAAGGUGGACGUGGCCAACAAAACCGAGACCUAUCAACGGGUGAUGUCCGAGACCGUGACCAAGGCGAACAAAACGCGCAUGGACUGGAUCGACGCCAACCUGCAGGCGCAGGAGGAAAAGGAAAAGACCGGCACCGCGGCGAACAAAAACAUCUCGGACGCCCUGGUGAAGAUGCAGCUGGACCGCGAACGCGCGGCGGACGCGACCGCCAAAAUGUUCGGGGCCACCAUUGCCACCCGCAUCACUAAGGAAAACGCCGAGAAGCGCGUGGAAGUCUUUCGAAAAGCGGAGGAGGAGGCCAAGAUCAAGAGCCGCGCGGCCUACGAGCGCGCCAAGGACGCGUAUCAAAAGGAAAAAUCCCCCCUCCCCAUAUCGAGCAGGUAUGCUUCCGAAAUAAAUUUGUGUUGCUGGUGAUUUGAGGUCACAAAUCACAUUCGCCUUGCAACAAGAAGACAAGGGCAGAAGCUUCCGCCCCAUUAUGGAGGCGAUUUGUCACGCUGUUGGGCCUAAGAGUGAGCCGCCUGCCGUGCUGCGCAACUAGCAGACCCAUACGUCCCUACCUAGCCUGGGGAUCUGGCCGCAAGAAGGCCUCUCCGCAACACAAACCUGAUUCGUGUACACAAAUCAAGCAUCAGAAGUUUUUCCGUUUUGAUAUGGGGAGGGGGGAUUUUUCCUUACGAUAACGCGAAUGAGAUCGCCACCAAAAUCCAGCUGUCGGAGGCAAACAACAAAACGUCGGCCGAGUCCGAAUAUCAAAUGUAAAAAUGUCUGGGUCUGGAAGAUUCUGAGACUUGUCAUGCAUGUUGUGCCUGGGCCAUGAUGUCUGUGAUGCAUGCCCUAGCACCACAGAUUUUUUGAGGGCUUCGCGAUGCCUAUUUCGCGUGACAAAUGCCCUCUCCGCGUAGCAAAAAUUACACUCCCUUUGCUGCUCAUGCAAUACAGAUUUUUUUGGAAUCCAAAUGCAGCAUCACAGGUUGCAUUCUUCCAGACCCAGACAUUUUUACAUUUGAUACCGAACGGAAAACCGCGAAACUGGAGCAGGAAAAGAAGGAGACCGAGGCCCGUGCCGCCGCGGAAGAAUUCCGCAAGCAGUCGAAGGCCAACAUCGCGGAACACGCCGUGAAAUCGCAAACCUGGGCGGACAAGGUGGCCAACGCCACAAGGGAUGCCGAGCUGCUAUGGCGUUCUCAACUGUUACAUUCUCAACUGUUACAUGGAUUUGUCAUGCAAAAGCACCAUUAUCAUCCUCACGAUCAAGCUGCUCCGCAUGACAAAUCUGCGGAGGGCUAAAUAGCACUAUAAUCCUUCCCAAAUCUGUAAUGCAAAAGGCGCAAUCUUCCUCCUUUCACUUUUGCCCUUCUUGCAUUACAAAUUCGUGUAACAGUUGAGAAUGUAACAGUUGAGAACGCCAUAGCUGCGGUCCGCCGAGGAGCAGGCCAACAAGGAGGUGUAUGGAAGCGUCAGGUUUGAAAUCGACAAAGUUGAAAUGAUUUGUCAUGCAAAAAAUGGAUGCCAGUUGGAACCCAGUUUCCAAAUUUUGGUGGUCCCCAAAUCCAGUUUGUCAUGCUGUUUGGGCAAAGAAGACCGAUUUUCUCAUGCUCCUUUAGCUGCUCGAGCUCUAACCCCAAACAGGCUACUUACAAUCGGCCUCACUUGCCUGCUCUGCAACACACGUACCUCGGGUCAUGCACUUUAUGCAUCACAAACUAUUGCAACUUUGACGAUUUCAAUCCUAACGCUUCCAUAAGGUGCUGGCCGAGAGUAACGAAAAACUCCAGAAGACCGAGUUCCGCGCCAAGCUAUCCGAGUGCACAACUUCCCUUCUUCCGCCUCAUUUGUCAUGCAAAUUGAAAAUCCGCACAAUCCUAUCUGGUGUGUCUGCAUGGCAAGUUACGAAAGCCCAAUCGCCACUAGAGUUGUGUAAGCGUAAAUUUGUCAUGCAAAUAAACAAGAAGAAGUACUACAUGUUGUUCCAGGUGGUUUGUAUUGCUGGAACAAAUUCAAAUGCCCUCCAAAUCAUAAUGAGGGGAAGGAGAGCAGUUGUGCAAUGGGAUACAAGCAGCAGGCGAACGACAAGCAGCAGGACGCGAAGACAGAGGAGGAACGGUCGAAGCGGGACCACGAAAUGAACGAAAAGGAUUUGGUCGCCGCAGCCGAAAUAUGAAUUGCAAAAAUGUCUGGGUCUGGAAGAUUGGAACUUGUGAUGCAUGUUCCGCAUCAAACAAAAAUCUGUGUUGCGUGACUUGCAAAAGGUGGCCAGUUCUGGCCAUGCUGAGGGGGCAUUUCUCAUGCAGAACAGGCAUCACAGAGGGACUGCAGAUCCUCUGAUGCUAGGUCCUGCAUUCCAGACUUAGUGGAGCUUAGAGAAACUGCAUCAGAAGUCUCGGAAUCUUCCAGACCCGGACAUUUUUGCAUUUGAUACGAAAAGUCCGCGAAGGAGUCGGCUGAACGGGCCACGCUGCGCGAAAAGGCCGCACUUGCGGUAAAAAACAGCAGUUCUUUUAUAUGCAUAGCUGUCUGAGUCUCUUGUUUCUACUACUUACUUAAGUUUAUCAUGACAGACCACGCUGGAAUGUUUUUUACGGCUGACCGUUUGGAUUAAAUUGAAAUUCUGUCUUGUCCUAGCGUCGUGUUUAAAAUUCGAGAAGUCUCUGUAGUCUCGGAGUGGUCGUGUUGUAGAUGGGUGCUCUUUUUCUUUCACCCGGAAGAGCAGCAACGACGUUGCUCUUUUUGUACCAAUUUGGCACGACCCGCUCGAAGAUGCUCAGGAUUCGUGUUGUAAUUGAUCAAAAUAUAAAUAAUUUUUUUUAUAGAUACGUAAAGCGUAAAGGGACUUUUUCAUGUUUCAGGUUGUCACGGAAUUAUCCCCCAGAAAAAGACCGACAGGUCAUAUUUGUAAUGCAAAAAUAAAUAGACAAAAAAAUCUGUAUUGCAUGCCCUAAACAGGAUGUUAUGGCCUCGCCCAUGACAGAUUUUCCUGUGUAUUUAUUUUUGCAUUACAAAUAUGACCUGUCGGUCUUUUUCUGUGGGAUAGGAAUAUCAGCAAGCAGAGAAGGACUGGGAGGACCAGGAGAAGGAGAUAUGGAGCUGUCAGAAUUGAAAUUGACAAAGUUGAAAUGAUUUGUCAUGCAUAAAACCGAUACCAAUUGGGCCCACAGUUUCUAGUCGGUGCAUGACAAAUUUUGGUCGUACCGGAGGCCAGUUUGUCAUGCUGGUUAGGGCAAAGGGGCUUCCCUCUGUGAUGCUGAUCAGCAGCCCAAUUCUCGACCCUUACCAGCACUACAAUCUGGCUCCCUUACGUCCUCUGCAAUAGAGGCACUUUCUUCGUUGCAUUUCAUGCAUGAUAAACUAUUUCACCUUUGACGAUUUCGAUCCUGACACCUCCAUAGGAGAGCGAACGCAAGUACAACGAGGCGGCGGGGAAGAUGGCCCUGACGAAAAUGCACGAAGAGCACGAGAAGCAGAGUCUCGAGCAGCAGGCCAUGGUGGUGGAUCAGGCGCGCAACAUGACCCAGAAGGCGGAAGAAAACAUGAAGCUGAAGCAAGCGGAGGCCGUAUCCUGAGUAAAAACGUCCCCACCCCAGAGUUGUCAUGCAGAUCUGCAAGCACAAGAGCAUUUGUAAUGCGCGAUCCCAUGAGGGGCAUUAUCAAUCGUGUUUUGAAACUUGUAAUGCUGUAAACAGGAUAAGAAGAUCGCUUUGUUAUGCGGCUUCCCUUGCUAAACUGCACUAUACUACAGCCUGCAACUUGUCAUGCGUCGCUACCAAAACUUUAAGGUUUCUGUUGCAAAAUCCCCAUCUUGACUCUGGUGUAGGGACAUUUUUACUCAGGAUAGGCCGACACGAAGAUGAAAGAGCAAGAAGUGUCCGCGAAAGAUCAGGAGGAGCUGCGGCGCGCCAACAAGGCAGAGAUGGAGAAGAAGUACGAGGAAGCGGAAAUCGCCCGGCGGAAGAUCAUCGCCGAGCAGCGGGCCAUAUCAAAUGCAAAUUUUUUUUUUAUCGAUCUGGGUGAAUCCGUUGGAAGUAGACUGCGUUCGGUUCUUGAUCUCAUGCGACGUCUUUUGAACCACAGAAGUCGAAGUGGUCUACUACUUUGCGGGUUGUAAAAUAUAGUAUCUACACAUUCCAUACAGGCCCUGCGAAGGCUUCAUGAUCUUCGCAAUGCCUGUCCCGUGUGAGAAAUCGAAAUCCGCUGCUUGCACAGCGAGAAGGUGUGGUCGUGCUGCUGGGGACUUCUGACUAUGCGUUGGCGCUCAUGGAACACAAAUGAUUUUUGUACUUACUAAUAUCCCCAAGGAGCAACACAAGUUACGAUCAUUUUUCCGCACCACCCAGAUUGAUAGUUUACAUCGUUGCAACUGCAUAGGCCAAGAUGGAUGAAGAGGUCGACGCCAAGCGCGACCACGAUGCCAAGGAGAAGGCGCAGCUGGCGGCCGCCGCCACCGCCGAGACUUUGGAAAAGACGUGGAAGCAGGGCAACAACUCUGCCGCUCUGCAGGAGCUGAUUUGGGUAUCCUGUGCAAAAGUAUCGUACUAGUAUGAAUUGCGAUUACAAAUUUUCUCCGCAUGAGAAAUGGAAUUUGUAAUGCUGAUUGACCUUACAAAAAAGAUUUGUAAUGCAUAACUGCAAUUACUACGAGUGCGAUACUUUUGCAAUGCAUAUUGGGAGGCCAAGAACAAGUCUGCGGACGCGGAGGCCGCGCGAAAGGACUCUGAGACCACGUCGAAAGACGUCUUGCAGGCACAGCACGAAUCUGAGCAGCAGGACAAAACCGCAGCGGGAAUUCUGUACGACAGCACGGUGAAGGCCGCACAGGUGGCGGAGCAGCAGGCCAAGGCGUCGCAACUGAUCAAGGAGCAGGCUGUGGCGGACUUUGAGGCGAAAAACAUUGAAGCGACCAACAAAAAGGACGAAUGGCUGAAGCGGCGGGCGGAGCUGAUAUGAACCGCAAAUAUGUCUGGGUCUGGGAGAAUGCGAGAUUUGUCAUGCUAGUCUGGUAUAACUCUAAACUCUGUCUUGCGUGCCAACGAAGAGGCCCCCUUGUCUGUCAUACAAAAACGCAGUUUCUCAUGCGGAGUACGCAACUCUGAACCACGGAAAAACUUGUCAUGCUGGGGAGCGCAUUAGUACAGUGUGCUUAAUAUUCCCUUCCUUGCAUCACAAAUUUCCAAGAAACCCAGACAUAUUUGCAAUGCAUAGCUGACGGCCAAAGACCAAAACGCCACCAAGGAGGCCGAAGAAAUUCUGAAGGACACGCACGAGGUAUCCUGAGUAAAAACGUCCCCACCCCAUAGUCAAGUUGUCAAAUCUGCAACACAAAUCCACAAGUUUUGGCUGUCGAGCAUGACAAGUUUGGGUUCGUAGUGUAGUCCUGUUUAGCUAGUGCAGCCGCAUGACAAAUUGGCUACCUUAUCCUGAUUCCAGCAUGACAAAGCACCAGAUAGAGUUGGAAAAUGGCUGUCAUGGGGCUCCGCAUGAGAAACAUUUUCAGCAUGCAGAUUUGCAUUACGACUAUGGGGUGGGGACGUUUUUACAUAGGAUACGAGGCCUUCGUCAAGAAGCAGCAGGAGCUCAUCAACAAAAACGUGAACAAAACGGCGCAAACGGAGGAGGCGACCAAGCUCGCUAACCAGAACUUCGCAAAAAUGACGGAAGAACUUGCGAUGAAGCAAAACGUAUGCAUUGCAAAAGUAUCUUCGUGCUAAUGCGUAUGGAUUGGAGUUGCAAUAGCAAUACAAAGUUUAUUGUCAGCAGGAAUAGAAAAGUAUUUUGUAAUGCUAUUUCAGGUAGAAAGUUGGAUUUGCUAUGCGUGACUGCAAUUUCAUUUUACUACGGGUCCGAUCGUACUUUUGCAGAUGAUAGAACGACAUCGCGGUUGUGGCGGAGCAAGCGGUCAAAGAGGAAACCGCGAAGAAGAAGAAGGAGCAUAUGGCAGUGUCAGGAUCGAAAUCGACAAAAUCGAAAAACUUGCGAUGCCUAAAUUCUAGGGCACGCAAGGCCUGUGUUGGUCGAGCAGGCAAGUGAGACCGAUUGCAAACCUGUUUGGGGCUAUGCAAAAAUGUGCUACCGGAGUAGCUGUAUGAGAGGAGCAGUCUUCUUUUCCCAAACAACAUGACGCGCUGGAUUUCGGUGCAGCUCCCGAAAUUUGUCAUGCGCCACUUGGAAGCUGAGGCUUCAACUGGUUGUAUCGAUUUUGUGCAUGAUCACAAACCGUUUCGAUUUUGUCCAUUUCGCUUCUGACACUUCCAUAGAGCAAGAAGAGGCCGUAAAGCAGAGCAUCGCGUUGGGACAGGCCGACGUGACCAUCGAGAUCGGCGUGGACAUCAGCAGCGCGCUAGUGCUAUGCACUGCAAAAGCAUCGUACUCGUAUUGCAAUAAUGCGUUUACAAAUCUUUUUCUUGAGGUAGAUCAGCAUUACAAAUUCUACAAAUUUUAUUUAUCAUGCUGAGAAAACUUGUAAUGCGUUUAUACGAGUGCAAUACUUUUGCAGUUCAUAAGUGCCUCCGAACCUGAAGACCAAAGAAGACAUCAUGAUGAACGGCACCGGACUGCUGGCGGAGCUCGCUUCCGCCCUGGCGCUCUCCAUUGCCGGGAUCGACAAGACGCAAGUGCGCUGGAACAACGCGACCGUAUGCACUGCAAAUAUGCAGUCUGAGUCUGGAAACUUGUGUUGCUGGUUGGAAAAAGACGCGCCCGGCUCAAUUGGCUGCAAGGCAUGACAAGUUUCGGAAGUGCUACCGUGUUAUGUAUUCAGCAUGACGAUAAACAACUGGGCGUCUGCAACAUGACAGAAGAAUGGAGCUUUUCCGACAAACUUGAGAGUCAUCGUCAUGCUAGCCGAGCAUGACAAACUUUGCAUCAGAUUCCAGACCCAGACAUAUUUGCAGUUGAUAGACCGGAGGUGGAAACAACCAAACCACGCUGCUCCAGACGCAGCUACCGACAUCGUCGCAACUACAACAUCGAGGGAAAACCACUAGUAGAGAUAGCAACAAAAAAGAUUCGAAGCGCAAGUCGCACGUGCUGUCGGCCGACAGUGCAACGACGAGUUCAAUUUUUGCAGCGUCAUCUUCAUCCUCCGCAGUCAAUUUGUACAGUGACGAAGGCGUCACGUUGAUGCAGACCGGUGCUGCGGCGUCCGAGCGUCGGGUGAAGCGCCGCUACAAGUCCUGGCGCACCGAGGAGACGGUCGCAGAGCGCAAGCGGCAGGAGCAGCGGUAUAACGAGCGCAGAGAGAAGAAGCACCGGCAGGGCCGCGAAGCGACGUCCAAGGAAGGGUUCUUCACAACGACGAACAUUACCAGGGUCGAGGUGAUUCUCACCGUGCCCACAGAGUACAUGAACUCCCUAGAGGCAUCGCUGCACUCCCCAGCGGUGCAGCAGGAAGUAGUGGACGCCUGCGAUCCGAUCGACGGCCUCAUGCUAGUCACGGUCGAGCCGGUGGGCAUCAGCUACGUGCCCCAUCUCGCGCGAACCACCACCACCACCACGACCACCACUACGACGACCUUCGGGCCGCCGAAUUUCAUCCGUGAGUUCGCCAUAUCAAAGUGAAAAAAGCCCCCACCCCAUACCAAGACGAAAUUUAAAUUUCUGAUGCUAGAUUUGCGUGCACAAAUCAGAUUUGUCUUGCAGUAGGGGACUGCAGGCCGAUAUCAUGCCAGUGUGCAGAGGUUUUGGCCUAGGCACUUAGCAAGGGGAACGCCAACGCCUAUGCUGCAGGACCAACAGCAUUAGAAACCGUGUGCAUAAUGGGGCGGAGCCCAUGCCGUUGCUUUCUUGCAAGGCAGACGCGAUUUGUGGUCACAAAUCAGCAUCGCAAGGCGUGGCCCCUUUUCGAUAUGGGGAGGGGGGAUUUUUCCGUACGAUACGCCAUGGGCAUGGACCUCCCCAGCACGGACUCCGCCCAGGACGUGGUCAGCUCCCAGCCCUUUAUCGAUGGAUAUGCAUUGCAAAAGCAGCGCACUAGUUUGAAUGUUGGCAUCACAAAUUUAUUGUUCAUCGGCAUUAAUUAUUUAUAAGUGGAAAUUGUAUAUGCUGUUUUAGGUUUGCGUUUGGAAAGAGAUUUUUAUGCUGCACGACUGUCUGCAAUUUCUACGAGUGUGGUGUUUUUGCAGUGCAUACCAUUUUCAAGGAGGCCAUUGCCGCCUUCCUGUCCGUAUGAACUGCAAAAGUAUCGUACUAGUAGUAGUACUUGCAAUACAAAUUAGCUCAGCAUGACAAAUGGAAUACGUCAUGCUGCUUUACCUUGGGAUGGAGAUUUGUAAUGCAUGAUUGCGAUUACUACGAGUACGAUACUUUUUCACUUCAUAGUCCGCCGGUACGGGUACCGAGAUCGACGCGUCCCGCAUCGUGAACUUCACGGCCAUAUCAAAUGCAAAAAUUUCUAGGUCUGGAAGAAUGCAACUUGUGAUGCUGCAUUUGAAUGUCUAAAAAAUUUGUGUUGCAUGAGCAGCAAAAGGAAUCUAGUUUUUGCUACGCGGAGAGGGCAUUUGUCAUGCGAAAUAGGCAUCAAGAAUCCCUCAAAAAACCUGUGAUGCUAGGACAUGCAUCACAGACAUCAUUGCUCAUGCAAACCGUGCGUGACAAAACCGUGCGUGACAAAGAUCCCUAAUCCGUAGCUCCUAGACGUUGCCUGGCCCGCGAAUGACUCCAGGGCAGCCGGAUGGCCGUGGCCUGGUUAUAAAAGGCUUCGUCGAUCGAUUGCGCCACUAGGGCCUUGUGUUCCGGCUACUCCGGAUCGCAAUCGAUGGAGGGCGGGACCUGCACCGGCGACAGGCGCUAUCCAACCAACCAACCAACCAAAUCUCAGAAUCUUCCAGACCCAGACACUUUUGCAUUUGAUAGGCCACGGCGCAGACGCAGACGGGGCAGAGUGGCGAACUUUUGCUGCUCCUGGUCUCAAAGGCCGCCGGUAUGGAAGCGAGUGUGGUCGAGGGUACGGUGGAGGCCUACUUGCCCGACCCCGUGGCCGGCAACCUGACCUGGCCCGACACGGGGCUGGCCACCCCGGACGACCGGGUCUUCCUGACGAAACUUCUCGAAGCGAACCUGUGGGCGACGGGCGUCCACACCGACGUGAGCUACUUCCUUGGGGGCGAAACCACGACGACGACCACCACGAGCACCACCACGACCACCACCACUGUCACGGUAAUAUCUGUGCUGCAACGUGCUAAUUGCGUCUUUUUUAACCUGGCUGGCAUUGACUCCAACUGCCCGCAGUCCCCGAGUCUCUUGCAGUUGCGGUAGUCUUGCAUUCAGUAUUGUACUUACGUACAACAGUGAGAGGAUGAAAUUCAGGGACAACAGUGAAAAUUCAGUAUGCAAUACCCCUUCUGAGUUCCAAAACCACUACUAGAAAUUCAAACACUAAGCCUCUUGCUUUUUUAAAAUUAACAUGAUGACAUAAAAAGACAUACUUUUACUAUUUUUACUUUUUAUGUACAUAUAUAUUAUACCACCUACAUUUAUAAUUUACACAUACUAGCCAGUGUCAUUUCAGUUUUGUCGGUGUUUGCAUUUCUGUCAUGUGUCAUGCUCUGCUACGUGAACAACUUGUAUAUUGUAUAUGUUCUUGGUAUGUUCUUGGUAUGUGCCUUUUGUAUUAUGCGAGCUCUGUUCCACUUAGCACCAUGCUUUUUUCCUUCCUCCGACAAUACUGGCAUGACACUGUGCUUAGAUAUGAUUUCUGGGCUGAUCACAAUACAAAAAAAAUAUAUUUUAUUCUUGACUUGUUGAAAUAAACCUUUGACCUGCUUGACUUUUUCCUCAUCAAAAAUCAACGAAUGCAUCUGGAUGUAAAACUAAAACAUCUUGACAUGAUGAGUUUCUCACUCUCGCUUCGUCCUCUGAGAAGUGAGAGACCAUGAUCGUUUCGUCUCCUCGGUUUCGAAUGACUGUUCGUGUUUUUCGACCAUUACGAGCGGGUCACCGAUAUCUCGAUCCUCGAAUUCUAUCUCUCGAUUCUCGCCUUAGAUUCUAUUCUCGAUUUCGCUUCGCUUCUCGUUUCGCCUUCGAUUUGUUGCUCGUAUCGAUUCCGUUGAGGUGUACCUCCGGUACGAGUGUCGAGUGUCGUUUUUGUUUUUAGUUAGGAAUUUUCGCCCACAUCAGGCAAUAUUCCUGCCUUGCUCGUGCGCAUACGUACGUAGAUCUCUUGGCUUUUGCCUUGAGGUUUAGGGUCGGAGCGCUCUCAGCACUGCUGAAGCUUUAGAACCAGAUGGGAGUGCACGCCCGGACGGAUCAGAGCACAAGGCUUACUAGCGCUUUUUGAAAGUAGAUUUUACCUUGCCUUCCUCUUGCUUGCCUUUUGUUUUCCCCGGGCCCUACUGGCACCAAGCAGUAUUUUUUGGGAUUGGGGCGCGACACCUUUCGGUGUUAUCUUAUCCUUUCCGGUUUGGGUAUGUUCACAUAGUAUUUUUAGGUUCAGAACAUGCGUUUUGCGCGCUUUCUCUGAUCAGGCCGUCCUACGCCCCUCCGCCACAUCUUCUUCCCUACGAUUCUACGUCCUGUUUCCGCCCCUGCCCGGUUCCAGCGUCGAUAGGGUUUUGAGGGUCUUAGGGUUCAGGAUAUUGUACUUACGUACAACAGUGAGAGGAUGAAAUAGAAAUACGUAGAAAGAUGAUAACUACGGAUGCACCUCGGUGCAUCAUUUUCGAGUAAGUGACGGAAAGGACGAGACUACUAUAUAAAGGGCUAGCAGAUCCCUGGAAAGCUAAUGCAAGGCGGCACGACUGGACCCGCAAUCGAGGCGGGGGUCGUGCCAUGGUUUUUCUUUUGAUUGGCUGGACUCAGUCUAGGUUGACUGGGGGCCGAUGUAGGAUUGGCACGGCAAUGGCCAUAGUUGACGGCGCGACGACUGGACCUGGUCCUGGUGAGGUGACUGGGGGUCGGGAUCGCUCAAAUUCUCCUCUGAAAAGGCUAGGCGGCUCCGUUUCGUGGAGCAGGGCAUCAGGAGGGCCCAGGGCCUCGGGCGUGGCUUGUGCGCACAGUGACGCCGGCAUUGUUAUCUACUAGGGCACAGCUAGCAGGAUGGACAUAGAUCCAGGAGCAGGGGGGUAUGGUAGUGCCCGCGCGCGUAGCGCGCAGUAUGGCUACGAGGCAUCAUCAAGGAACAAGGUUUAUUACCCGCUCGCCCUCACUAGGUCGGAGUCGGAAGCACUGUGGGUGCUGGUUAGGAGGAUACUGUAGCUCUCAUCCCGUGGCUGCGGAUCUACAGAUGGGUAAGACGAGGAGUUCGCAGGAAAGCUAGGAGUGGCCUUGGCCCACACUCAGCGGCAUACGUGUUUUCGUGCCUAUUUCUGACACGAUUGGCUCUGAAGGCUUGGCUGGUGAGAGUUUGGUCUUUGGCGUGGUGUGGGGCCACACGGAUUGGCAUCGGCAUAGGAUCGGGCUCGCAAAGCAAUGUAUGUAGGAAGCAGGCAUGUUGCUGUGGCAGGGGUAGUGUUUAGCACAGGCACUUUAUGGCACAGGCGCGGCAUUUUAGUUCGUGGACAUGCUCGAGGCAUCGACCGGAUGACCGGGGGAGUCGCCCUCUGUGUCAGGGCGCUAGGGCUUUACGGUUGAAUUGGGGCACUUUAUGGCUGAGGAAAGGCACUUUGCAGCCAGUAUUGUAUGGCUUGGAACUAGGAUUUGGCUCUUUGAGAUCAGUAAGACUGCGGCCGGACCGGGAGGUUUUAGGAGUGUAAGUCCGGGGUCUAUUUGGGCCGGAGGUCCAGAGCUUUUGUGGGGCUGGCGCUGAUGGAAAUGCUUGCGCCGCUGCUGGCAGUGGAGAAACUCAGCACACACGGGAUUCCACGGAGGGGGCCCAGGUUUUGGUUUUCGGGCAAGGCUUUCUCGUUUCGGCCGGCUUGGUGCAGCGGCAGUCUUCUCUCCUUUUCUCAGGAUAUCGCCCGGAACAGGCCUUGCAGGGAAUAACGUACGUGCCUAGUUCGAGGCAGGGGAAGCUGGAGCACUUUGCGCAGGCGCCAGCGCAUAGCUUGGCGUCCGGUUUCACACGAUGGGACUUUGGUUUAUUGGAUUCAGAGUUAGAGUGCCUCAUGCAAUCGGCUGGGGUUGGGCUGGGGAUGGGAUCUAGGGAUGGUUUCCGACCUCCCCUUCUCCUCGGUAAUUGUGUUGCGUGGACGGUAGAGGGGCGCUCUGUCUUCUGGUGCUGCCAACUCGGUGCUGGCUCGCUCUCUUCCGGGCCGUGUAGUAUGGGUCUCGCUUCACUGGUUUUAGGUUCUCGUGUAGUAUGGGGCUACGGUUUUUCGGCCCGUCGUGUGUUUUAUCUCUGUGUUUUCUCGUGUUGGCCAGAUGGCCUUUUCCCGUUCGUAAAGCUUGGCGGCUAUGACCACGGGGCGCGCUCCACUUGUGUUGUUUUGCCAUUCAGUAUUGUACUUACGUACAACAGUGAGAGGAUGAAAUAGAAAUACGUAGAAAGAUGAUAACUGUGAGGAUAGAUGUAUCAUGAAGAAGUGUUGUAUACUGCAUUUUUCCAAGAAGAUAAAGCGAAACUGUGAUCAUCACGAAUGAUCUUCACAAGGAACGACACCUUGUGCGCCAAGAUAAUUACUCCGAUUUCGUAGAUUUAUUUGCAGAUGUAAUUUCAAAAGUUUCGUCUAUUUUUUAAUUGCAUUUUUUUCAAAAAACACUAUGUUUCGAUCUGAGACUGCAAGGUAUAACUUGAUGUCACCUAGUAUAUCGAUUUACAAAUAUUGUCCGUAAAAAGCAAAGAAAACUCAUCCUGAUAUUAAAUACCAAAGCUAAACGGUGAGGGAGAAUGUAGCUCGAGUUCCUUCUGAAUUGCACUUAAGGGACACCUGCUACGAAUCGGAGCCGCAUUGUGGCUUCGAGCCUCAAAAUUUUGCAUACCAGAAAUAAUAGCUUUUCAAGGAAUUAUUUAGAUUUCCAUCGUCUGCACUUUUCAAAACAAAACCCCAAGAAAACAAAUCUGCUUGACGUAAGCGCUUCCCUGCUAAACGCAACCAAUAAAAUGCUUUUACCUAGUAAUCCUGAUUUUUACGUUUGAUAUGAUCACCUUAAAGAUAAAAAGUGUACGUAUUUUUUUUGCACAGUCAUCGCUCCGUAGAGAUAGAAGUAGCGUCACGAUAAAACUCUGCGUUGUUUUUUUUUCGCAGUCAAGUUGAUGACUACUAGUUUAUGAUCAGCAAUAGCUGCAGGGAAAGCAUCUCAACUGUAUGUUGUGUACAUACCUUUGGGUGACCCUCUUUCCCUUGAUUUCAUCAAACUUACUAGUGCUACUUCGGCCCUUGUUCGUGAUGUUGAUGUACGUAUUAAACCGUUUCGCACGACUUCGAAUAUUCUAUUUUCACUGUAUUUUUCCUUCUGGUUCAUCCGCACGACCACUGGUAAUCCUCUUGCACAGCCACGACAGCAGGCAGCCGCGGCACUGGUUCCAGUUGGCUCGGAAUGAUGAAUUUUGUCCAUACUUUUUCUGUAAAUUCUGCCUUGGACAUUUUGAGGAUGACGUAUGAACAGCACCUGUUGUACAACUAGCUGUAGGUCUUCACGACUUUCGACGGCCACGUAUGAUGAUACCACUGGUGAGCAGAAAGGAAUGACACAGCACUGGAGAUGAUGGC
Messenger RNA from Amoebophrya sp. A120, 26942 nucleotides. NCBI's taxonomy places the organism in Eukaryota, Dinophyceae, Syndiniales, Amoebophryaceae. The record is from the annotation of a GenBank genome assembly.